AUGAAAUCCAAGGUAAACGAGUUGGUCGACCCAGUCCUGCAGCAAAAACUGAUGGGUGAGCUCUACAAAGGCCUGUCGAGUCUGGAGAGCUGCGCAGAAGCCGGCGUGACAAUUGAUGAGUGGGUGGAUGACUGGGGGAGGUCCGAAGUGCUCGGUUGCCCGGGCAGCGUAUUUCAGCACCCGCACACAGGGCCUUGUGACGAAGUCCGCCCAGGGCGCACCAUUCAUCAUGAGUGGUUCGGUAUGAAUGGGCAGUACACCUUCCUCAGCUUCCACUGCCUCGACCCACGCUAUCAUCAAGAGCAUCCAACCAGGAGUUCAGGCGAAAAGGUUGGUGGAAGCGCUUUCCGCUUUGAUGACAUACCGGACGCGGCUUCUGAAAACCAGCUGUGGAACCUUCUGCCAGGCGGCUAUUGCGCCGUCAUGCAUGAACGUCUCUGGUUGCUGGCUCUGAACUUCGCGUUGUUUUUCUGCGGAGCUGCCCUGGAAUUCUUCUACUGGUGUAAGUGCUGCUGCUUCCGCAAGCUUGUCAAACCUCCUAGACACCGCCAUCCUGCUCACGCUCGCGCAGCUGACAGCCAGGUGCUGCUCGAGGCAGAAUCACCUUCCAGGACCGAUGCCAUCGAGCUAGGGCGACUUGAGGAGCCAGCAGCGGACGUGCAGGAUGCCAACAACGUCGUCAAGGCAGAGACACCACUGCUCCUUCCGGACGAGAUGUCGAAAGGAGCUGCCGAGGUCAUGAUCUGUAUGACCGCCAGCGUGGUUCGUGAGGGCAAGGUGCAGUUCACCACCGACACCCUUCGUUUCUUUGCCGAAGCACACGUGAAGACACAGUGCCGGCGCUUGAAGCUACAGGUAGAGGCUGAAGGACAUGCCUUGGAUGCAGAAUUCACUGGGCCCGGACGCUUGUCACGGGAGGAAUGCAUUGGGAAGGCAAUGGCGAACAUCCAUGCUCGCGUCUUGGAGGGCUACUUUGUGUGGCUGGAAGCACAGCGCGACCUCAGAAACAAAGAGCAGCGGCUGAAAGCCAUGCUUGGCAUCGAGCCAUCCAGAAGACGGCCUGCUUGGAUGUUGUUCACCGAAGCCGCAGCCCUCCGUGUCGUGGAAAGCUUGUCGGAGCAUGCGCUGCAUUCGCCGGAGUUCAUCUCCAUGAUGUUCCAUAGCAUGCGUUGGGUAGAGUCGCUCUCAGACGACAACGCAUUCCUUCCGGACAGUGUGCGCUUCACAGUGGAUUACGAUGCACUUCACUACGGAGUGGAUGCUAUGAGAAAGAACACCAAUCCAUUCACGGGAGGUGUGAACUUCGACGACAUAAAUGAUCUGGGAGAAGCACGGGCUGAAGUCGAUGUCAACACCGUGCAGAAAACGUUCCUGGAAUCGACGUCGUGGCGGGUUUUGUACGAUCUGCUUGACAACUUUGGGCCUGUUUUCACUGUGAAGCUUUGGAUCUUCUUCAUGGCCUUUUAUGUGCAUCUUGGCUCGCUGCCGGAUCAGAACGACAGCUUUUUCAGUCCCAGGGGCAGCCGGUCAGAUGCUGUGCAGAUCAUGGCUCUCCUAGAUGCCAGCCUGCUAGUGCUCGCGGAGCUGGGUUUGCUCUGGCACGGCUUGGCUCAGCGGCGCCUCUGCCGGAGCCCGGGCCGCUUCUCCUCGCAAGUGAAGCGCACGCACCGGCGCUGGGCACGGAGGCGGCUGCUGUCGGUGAUGCUCGGAUGUGGGAGCCUUGGGGCAAUGGUGGUUUUUGGCAAAGUGGGCCGAAACCUUUGCAAUCUGACUCCAGAGGAGUCCUUCCAGAAGGAGAAAGACUGCUCAGACGAGUUUGCCGUGCUUUGCUGUUGCGCCUAUGCAGUGGUUCGACUACUGGUUUUCUUUGUCUUCAGCCGUCGUCGCAACAUCCCUUUCGUCCAUGGCACGCCAGCGGACUUGAAAGACAAGAAAGCAAACCAGCCGACGGUGCCAGAUGUGCAGGCAGACCAGGAGGCAAGCUCAGACUCUUUCCUGACCGUGGUUGCCGAUGACGCACCGGACCCUGUGGAAAAGGAGGGCAAGGGAUCUGCUCCACUGUUUGUCUGGCUGUUCGUGCUGGCACUGUGCUUCGGCUUUGAGACAUUCUUCGUUGCCCCUCUCGUAUCUGGCUUUUCCUUCAAGGGCUUUUGCGGGGAAUCCUGUUCGAAUCGGCUCUUCGCCUGGGCUGUGCACGUGCCUGGCGUGGGGGAAAUACAUCCGCUACCGUCCGAAUGUGCAGCCUGUGGCCUGACCAUCAUUGCCAUCUAUGCGCUGGUGGGCAUGACAGCCUUCCUUGACUUGCACUUCCUGUUCUACCUGGUCAUUGGGAUUGGGGGAUACGCCAUGGGCGAGCAUCGAGGAUUACGCAACGUAGUGUCGUCUGCGCUAAGGCAACUGGACCUGGAUGCGAGUGCACGCAGACAAGAGAUUCACGAGAACGAAUUGCGCGACAUGAUAAGUGACGGUCGGGCGAUGGAAGCUGUUUUCGGAAGCGCCUGGCGUCUAGUUUGGAGCUGUGCCGUGGAGUCCCUUUAUGAUGAUUGCCUGAUCUCCGAAGCAAUGGCUAACAGCAUGGUGAAUGCCGCGCACACCUUCCGCUGGCGUGAUAGCACGGCUUCCAAGAAGCAGUUCGCCCAGAUGUCCCAGUGUUUUACCAAGCUGCGCUUCCGAGCCACACAGCUUCGUGGAGGCUCCUGGCAGCAAGCCGGACGGAGUUGCUGCAUCUCUGAGCUGCAGGUAAUUCACGGGGCAAGAAGUCGACCCAAGUCAUAUCCGGUGCAAAAAUGGGCUGUGAAGCAGGUCAAAGUUUCUACGCCAGCCGAGCAUGCGGAGCUCAUGGAAGUCCUCGAUGACAGGCUCAUAGCCACUGCAGAAGUCCCAGGCCUUGGUGUCCAGAGUGGCUGGCAGCUGCUUUCUCGUGGGCCGUCUCAGGUACCGAAUGGAGUAGCUUCCGGGACGAGCACUCCGAACAGGGUGUCGGUAUCCAGUCGUGGUAGUGCACAGGCGACGCCAUUGCGGAGAAAUCUGACAAAGGCUGAAGACCUGGUCGCGCUGAGGAAUGCCAGCAGUUUUCGCUUCCCUGCAGAUCUGGAGUUCACUCACCCGGAAGAGUAUCGGGAGGUUAUGGUGGAAUUUAAUAAGCCACGCUGCAUUUCCGCCAUCUCAUUUUCGACUACUUCGGAUGACCGUCAAUUCGAUCCGAUAUGCUGGGAGAUAGAUGGCUCCAUGGAUGGUCAGGUGUGGAUGAGGCUGCAGACACAGCAGCGAGAGUUUGACACCCCAGCAGAGCGGCGCGAGCAUGUUGGAACGUAUUUCGCGUCGGAGCCGUGGCGGAAACAGGGUGCCCUUGCGUCAACGCAGGUUGACCUUCAGAAGGUCCCGUCUUGCGUCAGCGAACGACUCUGCUUCUUCGCGAGCUCUCUGCGUGCUCUCCUGAAGCAGAGCAUCCGACCAGGAUUUCAGAUUCGACCAGGCCGCGAUACAUUGCUGGACAGCAAGGCCGGAGCAAUUCCGACCUUGACCCAGGUAGUCCCGGUCUACGAAGAGCAGGUCAUCCUGACGGAGGAGUUCCUGUGUGCCUCCGAUGGCCGCAACACGAACCUGGGCUUCCUCAUCGCACAGGCAGAAGACCAGUGGGAGAUUUUCACUCGCAAGCAUGGCAUGGAACCGCGAGAGCUCUUCAAUGCCUUCGUGCUGGGUGAUCUCAAUGAGUGGGCACGACGGGCUGAGAUGAAUCAGGACCCGGAUCUCCUGGAGGAAAUCCGAGAGCUCCACCUGCAGAUUCGGCUUUGGGCAUCCCAGCGAUCUCAGACCGUCUACCGCACCGUCGCCGGGGCCAUUGAGUACCACAAGGUCUUGGACAUGCUCCCAGCGGUCCAGGCAUCUGACAGCCCGCCCAAGACCCUGGCAGGCUUGGUGCAGCUGUUCAUCGCUCACCAAACCUACGGCAACAAGAGGUACAAAGAGAGUGUGGACCAAGACAUGAGACGACUCCUCCUGCAGUAUCGGCACUAUCCUGUCUACCUGGUAUGUGAUUACAACGCCGACCUUGCCAGGCCUUCGCUGCGAGAGAUGGUGACCUGUUAUGUGGCCCGCGAGCACAAGUUCACGGGCAGGGUCCAGUUUGCCUCUUUGCUGCUGGCGUUCAAUGAGAAUUACGUGAAGGGCCAGUCCGAGGAAAACAUCGUCAAGGUGCUGGAGGUGUUGCCACGAGUCUAUCCACUCGUGCUCGGAGAGCUGGACCCUCGUCCACCAUCCGCGAAAACUCAGGGAAAGGCCGGAAACCAGCUAGGAGCACUUCGCUUUGCGCCGGGCCACUAUCUGCAGAUGAUGGAUGCGAACAUGGGUGCCUUCUUCGGGGAGGCCUGCAAGGUGCCCUUCGUGCUGCGCCAUUUCCAGCCUCCGGGCUGUGACCGCAGGACGGUCCAAGCACGCAUCAUCGGCUUCCGUGAGCACAUCUUCACUGGAAGCCACGGUGCAGUAGGUGCUGCCAUGGCUGACGCAGAGUGGACCUUCGGAACUAUUUGCCAGCGUUUCCUGGCGGGGCUUGGUGCACGAAUGCACUACGGGCAUCCCGACUUCUUCGAUGCCUUUUGGGCCUCCAACCGCGGUUCUGUCUCGAAAGCAUCUCCCAUCCUGAACCUUUCCGAAGACAUCUUUGCUGGUUUCAACGUGCUGAUGCGUGGAGAAACCUCGAAGCAUGUGGACUGCCUAGAGUGGGAGAAAGGCAGAGAGGUGUCCUUCAACUCUGCAUCCUUGUUCUUUACCAAAGUGGCCAGCGGCAAUGUCGGCGUCAUGCGUUCAAGAGAUCUGAAGAUCCUGACGGGCAGCUUGAACAUAGCCGACAGCUUCUCCUUCUAUUUUGCAUCAGUGGGGUUCUACCUGUACAACGUCGUGACAGACCUUUCCAUGAGGAUUUAUGUCGUGAUCUUUGUCCUCUUGACCCUGUCCUCAAAAAGUCUCGAUGAUGUUGGCAAGUUGGACUCUCUGCUGGCUGCUGAAUGGGUUAUUUCCUUCGGAACGCUUGCGAUGUUCCCGCGUUUGAUGGAGCUGACCUUGGAAUUUGGAGUCAUGGAGGGCAUCAUCCGUUUCCUGCCAUCUGUGCCAGGCGCGGUGCUCGUGUUCACUUUUAUGAACAAGUCCAUCGCAGAAGCUGUGGGCUCAACGAUGCAAACGGGCCUGGCGAACUACAUCUCCACUGGGCGGCCUAUGGCGAAUGACCACUACGGUUGGCGAGAUUGCUACUUCUUCUACAGAGAAAGUCAUUACUAUCCUGCCCUGCGAAUUCUGAUCAUGUAUGCCGUUUAUAGGUUCUUGGCAGAGACUUUCAACGUCGCUGCGCUGCCCAUGAUGAUUCUGCUGGCUACAGCCGUGGUGUGGGUCGUUGGGCCUAUCCUUUUCUGCCCACAGCCAACCCUAUGGUCGAUUCGCGACGAUUUGUCCGAGUUUUGGUGCUUCAUAGUCGGGGCGUCCAAUGCUGAUCGCCACAUGGACACCAAAGUGGUAAAUCUUGAGGAGCGACUUGCAGCGAACAAGGCCGAUCCCCGAGCGAACUUAUACGAUGUCUGGUUGUUCGACAAGCUGAAACACAAGCGGGCCCCUGUCUAUGCCCGCAUGAUGGAGCUCGCCGUUGCACUUUAUUUCUUUGUUGUCAUGCUCGCGGUAGUCUUUGGCACCAUGGUGGAUCAGAUUCGAUCUGUUGUGCUACUGAUCUUGGUGAACUACUUUAUUCUGGCAUUGUGGCGUGUCAGCGGCAAGCCUACUAUCCUCAUGAUGGUUUCCGGCGUAUUUUGGAUAUGUUCUGUGCCUGUGGUGCUGAACAGCCAGUCCUUGGGAGGGCAGUAUGGCACGCUGCUCGUGGCCUUCAUCCUAACGUUUCAAGGCCUCACAGUCAUCGAGAAGUCGCUGCUUCUUCUGGCUUGGGCUGUGCUGCGGCCGGACCCAAACUGCGCCUCCCUGCCCGAAGCCACAUCGGGAGAGCGAGCACAGAAAAAAGAUGCAGCUCGAAAAGUCGAACGGUACGAUGCACUCGUGGAAUACCUGUACCUGAACUUAAUGUCUUAUCAGUGGCACCUUUAUGUCUCAAUCAUGCUCCUGGCGGCGAACUUUGUGACACAGCUCUGUGUGGCAGUUUUAGAGAUGCUUGGAGGUCUUCAGUCUUGGUGGUUGCUCGGUGGCAGACCCACAUCCACACCCACACCCAGACCCAGACCCAGACCCACAUCCACACGCACACACCCACCCACCCACCCACCCACCUACCCACCCACCCACCGUCUUGGAACCCUAUAG
Molecule: messenger RNA, 6294 nt
Organism: Symbiodinium necroappetens
Lineage: Eukaryota; Dinophyceae; Suessiales; Symbiodiniaceae
Source: the annotation of a GenBank genome assembly